Molecule: messenger RNA, 381 nt
Organism: Staurois parvus
Lineage: Eukaryota; Metazoa; Chordata; Amphibia; Anura; Ranidae
Source: the annotation of a GenBank genome assembly
UUGUAUUUCCAUGUUGUGUGUACUGUGGGAGACCAGAUAUAGUGAAUGCAGGGUCCUGGGAAACAGAUAUAGUGAAUGCAGGGAGAGCGAAUAUAGUGAAUGCAGGGUCCGGAUAUAGUGAAUGCAGGGUCCGGGGAGAGCGGAUAUGGUAAAUGCAGGGUCCGGGGAGAGCGGAUAUAGUGAAUGCAGGGUCCAGGGAGAGCGGAUAUGGUGAAUGCAGGGUCCAGGGAGAGCGGAUAUAGUGAAUGCAGGGGUCCGGGGAGAGCGGAUAUAGUGAAUGCAGGGUCCAGGGAGAGCGGAUAUGGUGAAUGCAGGGUCCAGGGAGAGCGGAUAUAGUGAAUGCAGGGAGAGCAGAUAUAGUGAAUGCCGGGUCCGGGGAGA